CCUUAUUCCUUCGCCACUUUUAGGGUUUUCCUUACAUUCACUGUGCUGUGCAGCUCUUUCUUUGUCUCUGUAAUUCAACUCUGAUUUCACGUACCUUUAUCGGGAUUCACUGAUUCAGUGCGUAAAUUGUAUAGAUUAUAGAUGGUUUUUCCUCGAUUGUUUCGAUUUUGCUGGUUCUUGUUUGGCUGAUUGGGAUUAAAUUCUAAUUACAAAUUAAGAAUAUAUAUAAUAGGAAUUUUAGGGUUUCGGAUUUGGGGGAGGGUUUGUGCCUUUGUGGCUUAGUCCAGUUGAUUUGAUAAUUAAAGGUUGUAUAUUUGUUCUGUUAGUAGCUACGGACUCCGGUGCGGUCAGAUGCAGCGUGAUAUCGGAUUUUGGUGCGCGUGAUCGCAUCGCCCGCCCAGGGGUGGCGAGCGAGUCUUGAAUCCGAGGGGUUGUGGCUUUUGUAUGGAAACUCGGAGCCGAAAGCGGGCGGAGGCCACCUCAGCAGCGCCUUCUUCUUCUUCCUCUGGUCCCACCACUCGUUCCUCAAAGCGUGCACGCCUCAUCUCCGCUACCUCAUCCUCUUCCUCCAACCCCGCUGCCACCUCCACAGCUCAAUCCUCGAUAUCGACCCGGUCCCGCUCUGCCGCCGCAGCUGCAGUGAAAGUUCACGAACCACAACAGCCCGCCCCGAUGGACUCCACCACCGAAUCUUCCGGGUCGCGCCGCCGUGGCCGAAACUCCGAUAGAGACAAUACGGAUAAAGGGAAGGAGAAAGAACAUGAGGUUAGGGUUAAGGAUAGAGAUAGGGAUAACGACCGGAACCUGGGUUUGAAUGUGGAUGCCAGUGGCUGUGCUGACGACGAUGAUAAUGAUAGCGAGGGCGGCGUGGGUAUUCUGCAUCAGAACCUAACCUCAGCUAGCAGUGCUCUCCAGGGGUUGCUGAGGAAGCUCGGAGCGGGGUUGGACGAUCUCUUGCCUUCUUCUGCGAUGGGUCCCGCCUCGUCUUCGCACCAGAGUGGGCGGUUGAAGAAGAUUCUGUCUGGGCUGAGAGCCGACGGGGAGGAAGGAAAGCAGGUUGAGGCGUUGACGCAGCUCUGCGAGAUGCUCUCAAUCGGGACCGAGGAGUCGCUCAGCACAUUCUCAGUCGAUUCCUUCGUUCCUGUGCUCGUGGGGUUGCUCAAUCACGAGAGCAACCCGGAUAUUAUGCUCCUUGCCGCUAGAGCACUGACUCAUCUCUGUGACGUGCUUCCUUCAUCUUGUGCUGCGGUUGUGCAUUAUGGCGCGGUUUCGUGUUUCUGUGCGAGGUUACUUACCAUAGAGUAUAUGGACUUGGCUGAACAGUCUCUACAAGCUCUGAAGAAGAUAUCUCAGGAACACCCGACUGCCUGUUUGAGAGCUGGUGCUCUUAUGGCAGUACUUUCAUAUCUGGAUUUCUUCUCCACGGGAGUUCAGCGAGUGGCAUUAUCCACGGCUGCGAACAUGUGCAAGAAACUCCCAUCAGAUGCUGCUGACUUUGUGAUGGAAGCUGUCCCCCUAUUGACAAACCUUCUUCAGUAUCACGAUUCAAAGGUGUUGGAACAUGCUUCUAUUUGUUUGACUCGAAUUGCUGAAGCAUUUGCAUCAUCUCCGGAUAAAUUAGAUGAACUUUGUAAUCAUGGUCUGGUUGCACAAGCUGCCUCGCUUAUUUCUACCGGCAAUUCUGGAGGUGGACAGGCAUCUCUCAGUGCGCCUACAUACACAGGUUUAAUUCGACUUCUUGCCACUUGUGCAAGUGGCUCUCCUCUAGGAGCCAAAACUUUGCUUCUCCUUGGAAUCAGUGGCAUCCUUAAAGAUAUUUUAGCGGGUUCAGGCAUAUCAACUAAUGCAUCAGUUUCACCUGCUUUAAGUAGACCAUCAGAACAGAUUUACGAGAUUGUCAACCUGGCAAAUGAACUUCUACCUCCUCUGCCACAAGGAACCAUCUCUCUCCCAGCUAGCUACAAUUUAUUUGUGAAAGGACCUACUGUUAAGAAGUCUUCUGCUGGCAGUUCUGGGAAACAGGAAGACACAAACACAAAUGGAAAUGUCCCCGAGGUUUCUGCUCGCGAGAAAUUACUGAAUGAUCAGCCUGAGCUUCUUCAGCAGUUCGGAAUGGAUCUACUUCCCGUCCUGAUACAGAUCUAUGGUUCAAGUGUGAAUGGCCCUGUUCGUCACAAAUGUUUGUCAGUUAUUGGAAAAUUGAUGUACUUCAGUACUGCAGAGAUGAUUCAGUCUUUAUUAAGUUCAACAAACAUAUCAAGUUUCUUGGCGGGUGUUUUAGCAUGGAAAGAUCCACACGUCUUGGUUCCUGCUCUUCAAAUUGCCGAGAUUCUUAUGGAAAAGCUUCCUGGGACUUUCUCCAAGAUGUUUGUGAGAGAAGGUGUGGUACAUGCUGUGGACCAACUUAUCUUGGCUGGUAAUCCAAGUUCCGUUCAUGCACAAGCAUCUUCUACAGAGAAGGAUAAUGAUUCUGGCUUUGGGACAUCUUCACGCUCCAGGCGUUAUAGACGACGGAGUGGAAACACCAAUCCGGAUGGAAAUGUUUCAGAAGAAUCUAAGAAUCCUGGUUCAGUAAAUAUUGGAUCGCCUCCAAGUUCAGUGGAAAUUCCUUCUGUCAAUUCAAAUCUUCGUAUGGCAGUCAGUUCAUGUGCUAAAGCUUUUAAAGACAAGUACUUCCCAUCAGAUCCUGGUGCUGUCGAAGUGGGAGUUACAGAGGACCUCUUACAAUUAAAGCAUCUUUGCAUGGAGUUGAAUGCUGGAGUUGAUGACCAAAAGACUAAAUCAAAGGGAAAAUCUAAAGCUUCUGGGUCUCGCUUGGCUGAUAAUUCUGCACAUAAGGAAGAGUAUCUGAUCGGGGUUAUAUCUGAGAUGCUAGCAGAACUAGGAAAAGGGGAUGGUGUAUCAACUUUUGAGUUUAUUGGUAGUGGUGUUAUUGCUGCUUUGCUGAACUACUUUUCUUGUGGCUACUUCUCUAAGGAGAAAAUAUCAGAAGUUAACCUGCCCAAGCUUCGCCAACAAGCACUUAGAAGAUUCAAGUCAUUUAUUGCUGUUGCACUUCCUUCCAAUAUUGAUGAAGAAAGUGUAGCUCCUAUGACUGUCUUGGUUCAGAAGCUUCAAAAUGCUCUUUCCUCCUUGGAGCGUUUCCCUGUUGUGCUAAGUCAAUCAUCAAGGUCAUCUGGUGGAAGUGCACGCCUUUCGUCUGGACUGAGCGCAUUGUCUCAGCCUUUCAAGUUGCGUCUAUGUAAAGCCCAGGGUGAGAAAUCUCUCCGUGACUAUUCAUCUAAUGUUGUACUGAUUGAUCCAUUAGCAAGUUUAGCAGCUGUUGAAGAAUUUCUUUGGCCCCGAGUCCAGAGAGGUGAGUCUGGUCAGAAAUCCUCAGCAUCUGCAGGGAAUUUCGAGUCUGGAACUACACCUAUGGGAGCUGGUGCCUCUUCUCCAUCUACUUCUACUCUUGCUUCCACCACUCGUCGGCAUUCUACCAGAUCCAGAACAUCCGUUAAUAUUGGAGAUGCAUCUAAGAAGGAUCCAUCACAAGAGAAAAGCCCAAGUUCAUCAAAGGGAAAGGGAAAAGCAGUUUUGAGACCUGCUCAGGAGGACGCUAGAGGACCUCAAACAAGAAAUGCUGCUCGUGGAAGAGCAACAGUAGAUAAAGAUGCUCAAAUGAAACCUGUGAAUGGGGACUCUACUUCUGAGGAUGAGGAAUUGGAUAUAUCUCCUGUCGAACUUGACGAGGCAUUGGUGAUUGAAGAGGAUGAUAUUUCAGAUGAUGAGGAUGAUGACCAUGAUGAUGUGCUAAGAGACGAUUCUCUUCCCGUGUGCAUGCCUGACAAAGUACAUGAUGUAAAAUUGGGUGAGUCGGCUGAGGAUAGUUUUGUUGCUCCAGCAGCUAGUGACAGCCAGACUAACCCAGCAUCUGGUUCUAGUAGCAGAGCUGCUACAGUCAAGGGUUCUGAUUCUGUUGAUUUUAGGAGUGGUAAUUGUUAUGGUUCAAGGGGUGCAAUGUCAUUUGCUGCUGCUGCCAUGGCUGGUCUUGGAUCUGCUAAUGGUAGAGGUAUUAGGGGAGGCAGAGAUAGGCAAGGACGCCCUUUAUCUGGAAGCUCCAAUGAUCCUCCAAAGUUAAUCUUUACUGCAGGUGGGAAGCAGCUUAAUAAGCAUUUGACUAUCUAUCAGGCUGUUCAGCGACAGCUUGUACUGGAUGAGGAUGAUGAUGAGAGGUAUGCUGGCAGUAAUCUCAUAUCUAGCGAUGGAAGCAGGCUGUGGAGUGACAUUUACACUAUCACAUAUCAGAGGGCAGAAAGCCAAGCUGAUAGGGCUUCUGCUGGAGGGUCAAAUUCUAAUACGGCAUCAAAAUCUACCAAAUCUGGGUCUGCUUCCUGUCCAAACUCUGAUGCCCAGUUGCCUCGAAUGUCACUUAUAGAUAGUAUCUUGCAGGGAGAACUUCCUUGUGAUCUGGAAAAAUCUAAUCCUACUUUCAAUAUAUUGACACUUCUGCGCGUAUUAGAGGGUUUGAACCAACUUGCAUCUCGUUUGAGAGCCCAGGUACUUUGCGACAAUUUUUCCGAAGGAAAAAUCUCUAGCCUGGAUGAGCUCAGUACAACAGGUGCCAGGGUUCCUUUGGAGGAAUUUAUUAACAGCAAGCUUACUCCCAAAUUAGCUCGGCAAAUUCAAGAUGCACUUGCACUGUGCAGUGGUAGUCUUCCUUCAUGGUGCUACCAGUUAACAAAAGCUUGUCCUUUCUUGUUUCCUUUUGAGACCCGGCGCCAGUACUUUUAUUCAACUGCUUUUGGGUUAUCUCGUGCUUUAUAUCGUCUUCAGCAGCAGCAGGGUGCUGAUGGUCAUGGAUCAACAAAUGAAAGAGAGGUGAGGGUUGGGAGAUUGCAGCGCCAAAAGGUCCGUGUCUCCAGAAACCGCAUUUUAGAUUCUGCUGCAAAAGUUAUGGAGAUGUAUUCUAGCCAGAAAGCUGUGCUUGAGGUAGAAUAUUUUGGUGAAGUUGGCACUGGAUUGGGUCCAACCCUUGAAUUUUACACACUUUUAAGUCAUGACCUACAGAAAGUUGGACUCGGAAUGUGGAGAACAAAUUCUUCCUCCGAGACACCUUCAAUUGAAAUCGGUGGAGAUCAAAAUAAAAAUGGAAAAACCAAUAAUGCUGAUGUGGGCCUUGUUCACGCCCCUCUUGGGUUAUUUCCUCAUCCUUGGCCUCCAAAUGCUGAUGCUUCUGACGGUAGUCAGUUUUCUAAGGUUAUUGACUAUUUCCGGUUGGUAGGGCGUGUGAUGGCGAAAGCUCUUCAAGAUGGGCGGUUAUUGGACCUGCCACUGUCAACAGCAUUUUACAAGCUUGUGCUUGGUCAAGAGCUUGAUUUGCAUGAUAUUCUUACUUUUGAUGCUGAGUUAGGGAAGACUUUGCAAGAAUUGCACGUCCUUGUUUGCCGGAAACAAUAUCUAGAAUCAACUGGCGGUGAUAAUAGCAAUGCAAUUGUGGAUUUACGUUUUCAUGGGGCUCCAAUUGAAGCUCUCUACUUUGAUUUUACACUUCCUGGUUAUCCAGACUACAUUUUGAAACCUGGAGAUGAAAAUGUUGAUAUUUAUAACUUGGAGGAGUAUAUUUCCUUGGUAGUUGAUGCAACUGUCAAGACUGGAAUAAUGCGGCAAAUAGAAGCAUUUAGAGCAGGGUUUAAUCAGGUCUUUGAUAUCUCAUCUUUACAAAUAUUUACUCCGCAUGAAUUGGAUUACUUGCUUUGUGGCCGCAGAGAGCUGUGGGAGGCUGAGACACUUGCUGAUCAUAUAAAAUUCGAUCAUGGAUAUACUGCCAAGAGCCCAGCAGUGGUUAAUUUACUGGAAAUUAUGGGAGAAUUCACACCAGAGCAGCAGCGGGCUUUCUGCCAGUUUGUCACUGGUGCACCUAGGCUUCCACCUGGUGGUCUGGCAGUGCUUAAUCCCAAACUGACCAUUGUGAGAAAGCAUUCUUCGACUGCUGCUAAUGUAGCAGUCAAUGGGACUGGGCUUUCAGAAUCAGCAGACGAUGACUUGCCUAGUGUGAUGACAUGUGCAAACUACCUGAAGCUGCCUCCUUACUCCACAAAGGAGAUAAUGGUCAAGAAACUACUUUAUGCAAUCCACGAAGGACAGGGAUCUUUUGAUUUGUCAUGAGUUUUUGGGACAAAUCAAUCGACCUAUGUAUAAUGCAUCACAGCAUUUAUUCUCCUGCAAAAAUUUUGAUGUGAAAGUCAAAUAAUGGCGUCUGAUUAGGUGCCUCUCUAUAUUAGAGCACGAUGGAGGUCAGUUCCUAUAUUCUCAUGGUGGCUGUAUACCCGAAUUUUGUUGCUAGCCUGUUGUUUGAUCUUCCAUUUGGACCCUAUUUCUGCAUAUGCUAAGUUUUUCUUCCUGGAAUUGCUUAUUCUUUCUUCAAAACAGCCACAUCAGUGCAACGGUUGAUCCCUCUUUUUGGUCUUUUUUUUUUUACCCCUUCAACUUCAUCAGUAAUAUGUAUAUUGGUGUCAUAAACAAUAGCAGAACUGUUUUCAGGUUGGAUCGCCAAUAUUUUCAGGAAGCUGUAAAGGAAAUUGGAGAGCACCUUUUCAGCUGCUAGGGUUUGUAAAUAAACAGGGAAUUUGUUUGGUUUUGUUUUCAAUUUUUAACUCAUUGGUGGUAGAUAUACAUAAAUGGUAUGUGAAAUAUUUAAAGGGAAAAAUAAAUAAUUCUGAAUAUUUGUUGCGACUUUCUAGUUCA
Molecule: messenger RNA, 6726 nt
Organism: Carya illinoinensis
Lineage: Eukaryota; Viridiplantae; Streptophyta; Magnoliopsida; Fagales; Juglandaceae
Product: E3 ubiquitin-protein ligase UPL3-like
Exons: 17
Coding region: 445-6147 (1900 amino acids)
Biological process (GO): proteasome-mediated ubiquitin-dependent protein catabolic process; protein polyubiquitination
Molecular function (GO): protein binding; ubiquitin protein ligase activity
Source: RefSeq, a predicted model, not a curated record